Penicillium atrosanguineum is the source of this 1131-nucleotide messenger RNA. RefSeq lists its product as uncharacterized. Bases 1 to 1131 code for a protein of 376 amino acids. The record is from RefSeq and is a predicted model, not a curated record. The transcript has 3 exons. NCBI's taxonomy places the organism in Eukaryota, Fungi, Ascomycota, Eurotiomycetes, Eurotiales, Aspergillaceae.
AUGGAGUCUAUACAAUUGUCGCAUGAUAACAUCUCCUGGCGUAUUUGGGUUGGAACAACAACGACUGUUGUCCCUGCUAUAAUAGCCGUGACGCUACGAUUUGCUGCCCGCUGUGUUUCUCGCGCGGGUUUCUGGUGGGAUGAUUAUACUAUUUUGAUAGCUCUGGCUAUCAACUUGGCUAUGGUAGCCGUAAGAUGGUCUCAGAUUCUACUUUGGGGUUCAGGUCAACAUGCCUAUGACCUUCCAGUGGAAACUGUCGAGGCUUUCACAAAGAGCUUCUUGGCCGUUCAAAUCCUCUACUUUACCAAUGCUGUUUUCACCAAAACAUCCCUGCUGCUCCUAUACUACCGAAUCUUCGGCGUCAUUAAAGGCUUUCGCUGGGUUCUCUGGACAGCUGGGUUCCUCGUCAUUGCAUACUAUAUUGCUUGCGUCAUCACAUCCAUUGCCGGAUGCUCGCCCGUAAACAAGUUCUGGAACCCGUCUGUUCCCGGAAAAUGUAUCAACGAAGUGGAAUUCUUCCGAUACAACGGCAUUGCAAACAUGCUUCUCGAUGUUAUGGUUCUUUGCCUUCCGUAUCCAAUGGCCUGGCGCUUGCAGGCAACUGCCCGGCAAAAGCUUAUUCUCACUGGCAUGUUUCUUCUUGGAGGAUUCGUCGUUGUCGUUUCAAUCCUUCGAAUUACAAGCUUCAACUUUCACAGCUUUAAUGAUGCAACCUACGUCAGCGCGACCCCUUCGACUUGGUCUUCCAUCGAACAGUCCGUCGGAAUUAUCUGCGCCUGCCUACCUACCUUUCGUCCUCUUCUACGGUGCUGGAUGCACGGUGGCUCGAAGGGAAAGAACACACUUUUCAGGAACAGCACUUCUUCCAGUCAUCCUAAAAGUGUCCCCCUGGUCGGUCGGUCGUCGCAAGGCGAUGAGGAGAGCGGAGUGGUCUCGCCAGUCCCACCAGUCUCUCCGCUUCAACCAGCACACGUGCGUGGGCAUUCGUCUCACGAACUAGGUAGUUUCGAAAACCAGUCUCGCGGAUCCUGGACACCCAUGCCUCCCAUGAGUCCUACGAGCCCUCUUUCUCAAGUCUUUGAAAGUGGUGAACAGGAACGGUUCAUGCAUCGACCUGAAUCAUUUGCUUAG